AUGUCGCGCCCAUUCCCAUAUACUUUCAUUUCCUGUCCCUGUGCAGACACCCCAGUCCCCGAUCCAGCGAGGAAGCGGAGAUCUAGAGAGUCGCCACAAAAACAAUCACCCCAAAAGCCGGCCCCGCGACCUAGUACAUCAGAAGGCGAGAAGAAAGGGACGACAGCCAACGAGCAGCGAGAUGAAGAUGAUGAAGAUGAGCAAACCUUCGACCCGCGCUCUCCGCGCUCUGAUUUCUCCUUAUACCCCCCGGAACAACUUCUCUACUGUGAGGAGUGCCACCAGAUCAAAUGCUCCAGAUGCAUCACAGAGGAAAUAGUGAGCUGGUAUUGCCCAAGCUGCCUGUUUGAAACGCCGAGCAGUAUGGUACGAGGUGACGGUAAUCGAUGUGGCCGAAAUUGCUUCAACUGCCCGGUGUGCACAGCACCAUUGGCUGUAAGUACCAUUGAAAAUGCGACAGGAAAUGGAACCCAACAGGGCCCAUGGGUGCUGUCUUGUGCAUAUUGUCUUUGGACAACACUUGACAUUGGCAUCAAAUUCGACAAACCGACAAAUAUCCGCAGCCAACUCCAGAAAAUGACUGAUGCCACACCUCCAGCUGCAUUUGACCGCUCAAGGCAGGCUUCCCGUACCCUUGACAGUCUCAAACACCCACUAUCUAGCUCAGCUUCGGUCGAGGAGCAUGCGAAUGCGCGUGAGCGCGAGCGCGAUAUAGAGCAUCCGGCACCGAAAGAAGACCCAACAGCGCCCCCGAUGGGUGCGGAUGCUCAAUUUGCAGCCUUGAAAAACUUCUAUCGAGCCCAGAUUGCCGAAACGUCAAACUCGCCCAAUGAUCAUCUCAGCUCCGACUUUGGGUUCUCUUCACCCGGCGCCUUGAACAGGCUCAUGUCCUUGUAUACUUCAUCCUCACGUCUUGGCGGAUUGUAUGGUGGCAACAAGAAAGCCAAAUCCAAGCCACCUGUGAUGCGCGAAGCCCUAACAGCAAGCGAAGGCCUGCAGAUUGCACCAAAGAAUGGUGAAGCAGACAUCAUUGCACGACUUGCUUCCCCGGAUUGUGGAUGGGAGGGAGUGGCAUCAUUAGAUCAACGCAAGGCUCAAGCACCAAACGCACGCUUUGUCGGAGACCUGCUACCACUCCCAGUCCUUCUUCGCACCAAGCGAGCAAAACGCUGCAAGUCCUGCAAGCACAUUCUCGUGAAGCCGGAGACGAAGCCGCAGUCCACGCGCUUCCGUAUUCGCCUCAUUGCUCUCAGCUAUAUUCCCCUUCCAACACUGUGUCCAUUGGCCUUCUCUUCUUCCUCUACACUUCCCUCCAUGGCACCAACUCCUGAUCUGGAUUCCCUUUCUCCCCUACGCCCCAUCCACGUCCUACUCACAUUGAAGAACCACAUGUUCGACCCUGUGCGCAUAACACUCGCAACACCACCCGUGACCCCUGGUCGAGUCGCUACUAAAGUGACUGUUCUCUCUCCACAGUUCGAGAUCGGCGCUAACAGCGACGUCUGGGACGAGGCAUUACAAGGUGCGUCGGCAACUUCAUCGGGAGAAUCGAAGUCUGCCGGUCUUGGCCUACGAGGUGUUCCCGAGGCAGGCAAGGUGUGGGAUAAAGGCCGGAAUUGGACGACUGUCGUGUUGGAGGUCGUCCCUGGUACAUUACCCGGCAGCAGUGCUGAAGGUGGAGAUGGGAACCCUGAAACCACUGACGAGGAUGUGGUGGCUGUGGCAGCUUCUAGGAAAGAUGAGGAUGUGCUCGAGAUUCCGGUCUUUGUGCAUAUGGACUGGGACGCGGAUGCGCAGCUUGACCAGCAGAAUCUGGGGAAGGCAUCUAAGGCUGAUGAUAAGGUGACGAGAGAGCUGGCUUAUUGGAUGGUCCUUGGUGUGGGCAGAAUCCAAGCUUCUUUGUAA
Penicillium salamii is the source of this 1905-nucleotide messenger RNA. Lineage: Eukaryota; Fungi; Ascomycota; Eurotiomycetes; Eurotiales; Aspergillaceae. The record is from the annotation of a GenBank genome assembly.